Molecule: messenger RNA, 1446 nt
Organism: Microthlaspi erraticum
Lineage: Eukaryota; Viridiplantae; Streptophyta; Magnoliopsida; Brassicales; Brassicaceae
Source: the annotation of a GenBank genome assembly
AUGAACAGACUGAGAGUGGUCGGAGAAGGCGACAUCUGGGAGCUCGAUAUGUCGACUCCGGUGACACUAGAGGCGACAGCACGAGCUGUUUCCGACGACCCUCUUCCUCUCGGUCUCUCCAGAGGCACUCGUCUCUCUCGCCCUAAGCAAGUCGAGUUCUUCCACCGCUUCAUGGCCACACCUCUCGUCCCUUCCUUCUCCUCUCUCCGUCACACCUCCGGCGUUGACGGAAAUGGCGGAUUAUCUCUUCAGAGAGUCCUCACUCUCCCUUUCUCCAACAAUUGGUUUGUCUCUCUGUUGGGCCAAUUCGAUGCUCAAAGAUUCGUAUCGGAGGUUAAAAAAAGUGAAGAUUUCGUUCGAGGGUCUUCGUCAUCAGCAGCUUCUCGUUUCAACACAAUCGCCAAGAAUUUAAAGGAGAAAUCUUUGUACGCGUUAGGUUUCUGCUCUGAGCUCUUGUUAACACCUGAGGAUACGUUGCUUCUUAGCUAUGAUACUUACAAAUGCGACCUUGAUAAGAAUCCAAGAGCUAAAGCUGUCUACAAUCACAAGUUUCCGCUUCACAAUCUGACGGCAGAAGCGGUUUGGCCUGGACUGUUUGUGGAUAAACAUGGUGAAUAUUGGGAUGUGCCAUUGUCAAUGGCUAUUGAUUUAGCUUCUCUUCCUGCUGAGUCUGGUCCAAGUUACCAUUUAUGUUUACACCAUAACAGAGGAUCUCCCAAGAAGUUUAACUCUGAUGCUACUGAAGUGCCUCUGCCUCCACCGUCUCUGCUUCCUGGUGUGUCUCUAAAAUCCGCAGUCUCUUAUAGAACGAACAUGGAUCUCUGGAGGGGUACCACUCCAAAGCUUGAAACUUGCAAGCCAUAUGACAUCUUCCUCAGUAGUCCUCAUGUCUCAGUAACUGGGAUUAUUGGAAGUGUGAUGACCACAGCGUUUGGUGAAAAGUCAACCAGAACAAAGCUCGAGAAGGAUUCGGAAGGUGUUGGAGGUUUCUCUCUUCAUCUUCCAUCUGUAAAUUCUGGAUUCAUGGCUGAUGCCUUGGGACGUGCGUCGCUGACAGCUCAGUAUGGAAGUUUCCAGAAGUUGUUCUUUGAUCUCACUCGUUUCCAUGCUAGAUUGGACUUUCCGCAUGGUUUGAGGUUUCUUAGUGGUGCCACUAGCGUCGCACAAGAGCUUCUGAAUUCUCGGCAGCCUAGUUUAGAAGCGUUUCAGAAGAUCUGCCCUGAAGUAUCCGUUUCUCUGCAGCAACAGAUUGUGGGACCGUUUAGUUUGAGAGCUGAGUCUGGAAUUCAGAUUGAUCUGACGAAUGGAGCUAAUCCAGUGACUGUAAAUAACACAGUGUUUGCUAUUGAGUAUGCUCUUCAAGUGCUUGCUUCUGCCAAGGCUGUUGCUUGGUACUCCCCACAACAGAAGGAAUUUAUGGUUGAGCUUCGUUUCUAUGAGACAUAG